This is a messenger RNA of Sphaerulina musiva SO2202, 1035 nucleotides long. RefSeq lists its product as uncharacterized. The coding region runs from base 1 to 1035 and encodes 344 amino acids. The record is from RefSeq and is a predicted model, not a curated record. Lineage: Eukaryota; Fungi; Ascomycota; Dothideomycetes; Mycosphaerellales; Mycosphaerellaceae. The transcript has a single exon. Gene Ontology annotation, molecular function: protein binding.
AUGGCAGAUCGGUCGUCUUCUUCUUCUUCUUCUCCUCCUCCUCCUCCUCCACCACCACCUCAUCCACCCCGGCAAUUGUCGAGGACUCCGAAGCGUGUGCGCUGGGCCGACGAGAUUGGAGAGGCAGCAAACAGCGACUCCGAUUCACGAGAAGUUGUCUUCGAGGGCAGAGAAAGAAGGAAGGACAGCAACAAGAAGGAGAAGAAAAAGAAGAAAAAGAAGGAGAAAAAUACCAUUCCGCCGCCGCGCAAAGAUCCCCUCCACGCCGCCGACGAGGAAAACCCAUCUCCAGCAGCAGACGAAGAAGUCCCAGCACCCACCGAAACCUUCGAAGGCAAAGUCCUCGCCGAACGCAUCCUCACCCUCGUCUCCCCGCACGACCUCCUCAUCAACGUCUCCCGCGUCUGCCAACGCUGGAACGAAAUCCUCGCCACCUCAUCCAUUCUCCAACAAAAACUUUUUCUCAAACCCCAACCCGGUCCCACCGCUACUCUCCUCCUUGACGCCUUUUACACCAACAACAACAACAACAACAACAACAACAACAACGAAGAUAACAAUGGUCUCAACCACCACCACCGCACCUCCUACAAAUCCCUCCGCUUCGUCCAAUCCAACCACCACCCAGACCAACCUCCUCCCCGUCCCAUCCACGUCCACUCCAACCCCCUGAUGACCAAAACCCUCAUCAAAGAUCUCCUAGCCUGGGAAGGCUACCCUUCACCCUCAAGCCGCGCUACGCCAGGCUAUUCCCGACUCUCGAAAAGCAGAAAAGAGAUUUUGGGGGAAGGGGCGGCAAGUUAUUGUCAGAUGUUGGCUUUUCAGCCGCCGGUUGUGAAGGUGCAUUUUUUGGCGUUGGGAGAUGGGGGUACUUCGGAGGUGGAGGGGGAGGGGAAUAGGAGGAGAAAAGUGCAUGUGGUGGAGAGGAAAGAGGGGGUGUUGAUUUGGGAUUUGAUUUUGAAAAAGGAGUUGAGGGGGGAGUUUAGGUGGGUUGCGGUUGAGUGGGAGGUUUUGAGGAGGGGGAGGAGAGGUUGA